UUUCUUCUUGCCAUUCACGACGGCCCGCUGGCUACGCUUCACCUUGCCCGUCAGUUCGUUAGAAAUAUUAUCAAGGUGGCAUAUCCCAGCAUCGACCGCCUCGCGUCUCGCGCAAGAUUUGUGCUCCCACAAUUACUAUUGUCGCCCUCAAGUUUUUUCAGUCGAGUCAUGACAAGCCUCGUACUUACUACACUAGCCGAUGUGGAGCCUCAAGUACCGCCUGUUGCGCCUGGCCUACGGAAGAUACCGCCAUAUUGGUAUCCGUAUAGUACAUACGCGAAGGAGAGAUGGAUAGGCCGCGAGAUACUCGAGGUUGUUUCUACCGAAUUUAGAGAUCGGUCAAUGGAAUACUAUAGAUAUGCAUUAGAAUCCGGAGUUACGACAUUAAAUCGGAAGCCUGCCAAGCCUGAUACAAUAAUACAAGAUGGAGACCUCAUGGAGAAUGUCGUUCACCGCCAUGAGCCACCUGUAACAUCGACGCCAGUCAAAGUGCUCUUCGAGGACAAGGAGCGGGAGUUUAUAGUCGUGAACAAACCGGGCAGCAUCCCUGUGCAUGCAUCAGGGAGGUACUAUCGGAACACUCUGGUAGAGAUUCUCAUGACCGAGUUUGGUUUUGAGAAGGUAUACACUGUAAACAGGCUGGAUAGGUUGACCUCAGGGCUUAUGAUCCUUCCAACCUCCACGGAGCGCGCUCGAUCACUGACUAAAGAAUUUAUGGAUGGUUCCAUUAAGAAAGAAUAUGUGGCGAGGUGCAAGGGAGAAUUCCCCGAAGAAGAAAUUGUCUGCGAAGAGCCACUGCUUACAAUCGAUAGACAAAUGGGUUUGAACGUUGUACAUCCAGAGGGCAAAGCAGCCAAAACUGUGUUCAAUCGGAUUCGGUAUGACACAAAAACAGAUAGUAGCGUCGUCCUUUGCAAGCCUAUGACGGGUCGAUCACACCAAAUUCGCGUACACUUGCAGUACUUGGGACACCCCGUCGCCAACGAUCCUGUAUAUUCUGAGACCAGAAUCUGGGGCACCAGCCUAGGAAGGGGUGGAGUUGAUCUCAUUCCCAGUGAUGAACGGUCCGCUCCCGCUCCGCCUCCACAUCUCAAAGACAGCACCGAGCUUGGUGGUAGCCCUGAAUCGCUAGCCAAGGACGGGACCUCGUCUGCUUCAUCGUCCGAACCCAAACUUCUACCUCGAGAGACGGGGAAGGAUAUCGGUAUGGGCUCACCUGUACCACUUUCAAGCGAAGCCGUCGGGGUUAUUACACGCCUUAGAAAUAUGAAGGAUGAAUCAGAGGACUGGAGUAGGUGGCGUGAUGUCGUUUUCCGGGCGAAAGAACCACUACGACCGCAACAUUGGGCUUUAAAGCCCCUGCCUCCACGUAACAAGAAGAAAAAGGGCAAGUCCGAGUUCGUCGAUGAGUCCCUGAACGUAUUCAGGUCAGGAACAAGCCCAGCGACGCCAGUUACACCAACAACUCCCGAUGAUGCCAUUCCAGUCUCGGACGCGCCUCAGCUGUCCGUUGACGAGGCGGUGGAGCGCGCGCAGGGAUUGGCGCCUGUGGUGCAGACUCCGUUGGUCGAAGCUGACCAGCACUAUUGCCCCGAAUGUUACUUGCCGCUUCAUCCAGAUCCCAAGCCGGAGAAACUCUAUAUAUUUCUUCAUGCGCUUAGGUAUACCACAAGCUUGGGCGCAUUUGAGACGGAAAUGCCCGAAUGGAGUGCGCCAGACUGGGAUUGGGAUAGAUCGAGUUCAUAGUUGUCUUGGUGCCGACAUACAUCUAGAUGGGCUAUGGUCGUGUAUGUACAACAGAGAUGGAUACGCCUCAGAAAUUGUGUCUAUUCAGCGAGCACUCAACCUUGAGGGUAGUGGUGGCUCGAUGCUGUCAUGGUUGCUGGAACGUCAAGCACGC
This is a messenger RNA of Desarmillaria tabescens, 1900 nucleotides long. RefSeq names its product tRNA-pseudouridine synthase. Bases 169 to 1746 code for a protein of 525 amino acids. The transcript has 12 exons. Gene Ontology annotation, molecular function: pseudouridine synthase activity; RNA binding. The record is from RefSeq and is a predicted model, not a curated record. Gene Ontology annotation, biological process: enzyme-directed rRNA pseudouridine synthesis. NCBI's taxonomy places the organism in Eukaryota, Fungi, Basidiomycota, Agaricomycetes, Agaricales, Physalacriaceae.